Messenger RNA from Cadophora gregata, 3002 nucleotides. RefSeq lists its product as uncharacterized. The record is from RefSeq and is a predicted model, not a curated record. NCBI's taxonomy places the organism in Eukaryota, Fungi, Ascomycota, Leotiomycetes, Helotiales, Ploettnerulaceae. The coding region runs from base 769 to 2265 and encodes 498 amino acids. The transcript has a single exon.
UGACUCUUGACUCUUGACUCUUGAGCAUGCGGCACGGCAGAGAGAAGCGAACCCCCUGAAUUGAAAAGAUACACCACUGCUCAGUCACUCAUGCAGAGCUACAACUGAGCUGCGUAGGCUUCCAAUCCUUAUACUGAGGAAAUGGCGAGUCACUGAUCAUUUCAGUCAAUACAUAUUCAAUUCAUCAUGGCUACUUUUUAAUUUAUUAAUUGAAGCUGGCCUCAAUCCCUCCCAGCCUCUGGAUAUCUGAAGUCAAGUCCAGCCCAGCCGCCGCUUUUAAAGCACGACCACGACCCUGGCCCGUUGCCCUUCACAACCAGCCCCCCACCUAAAUAGUCGGAUUAACCAUUCUUCCUUAGCUGCGCUCCCGGCCACCUUAGGUUUGAAACCAUCCAGCGCAACGCAUCCGCAUCCCCAUCCAUCCUGUCGCAAAGCUACCUUACCCUCCCCACACUCUAUCUUGAGCGACCAUCUCUGGCAACUGUGAAUGUGCAACGGUGGAUACUGUUUGUCACAGUAGAUCAAUCAUUGUAUAGCGCAGUACACAUCAUCGCGAGAGCUACGCGACUGCACUCCAAUCCAUCUUAACCGCGUCGCAUAACUCUAACCUUCAAUCCCACGGGUCUCAGACCUCAUCCACUUGACAGACUCGGUCGCAUACACAUACCGAGUACUGGACAUAGAGACUUGAUUCACAUCUUGCAUCUCCAUCUGUAUGGAUGUCGCAAUCUAUGUUUGUACACGGCUAACCUGUGACAGCUUGCCACAAUGGCAUCCCAAUCCUCCUACUCUGGGGUUGCUACACCAGCAGACAACCCUUCUACCCCGCAGCCAAUCGGUGUCGAUAUCCCUUCCAAGGAUGAUAUACCUCGAGGAAUCUCUCCGACUACGUCUAUGAUAGUCGCUGGCUCUGCCUCAUCUAUUACUCCACCUCCCUCAUCGCAACCGCCUGUCAGACGUCCGGCCUCAGCUCCUCGAACUGCCACUCCCGAGCCAACAGUUCUCUCAUCUCCUCCUCCUACUAUCACAAAUGGCACGAGACGCGAUACAGCGAAAAAGUCUGUACCUGCUCGUCCAACUCCCGAUCAAAUCGCGGAUGCCAGUCCUGAAGAGCUGAAGGCGAUGCUGCUAAAAGUUGUGGCUGAGAAUGAGAAGUUGGACAUGGCAGUGAGUGAAGCGAGAAUGUCGGCAGCACACUACAAGCUCCAACAUAACCUUCUCACGAUCGAGAGUGAAGAGGCGUUGAAACGCAUGGAAGUAGAACAUGAUAUUACUAGACGAGAAGUUCAGGUCCUUCAGGUCAAUGGACGGGAUACUACCACCAGCGACUACACUCAAAAAUUGAAGGCUCACUGCAAGAUGGUUGAGGAAGACAACCUUCUUCACCGCCGUCGCUUGGAGAAAGCUAAGCGACUCCUCGAGACGAAAGAGGAGGAGAUCCUGGAUGCCAAGGACGAGAUCGUACGCCUACAGCAACGUAUCCGCCAAAACCGUGAACACAUCAAUAUUCUUCGCAGCCCAGGUGGCCCUCUACAUAUCUCUACCCCAAAGACGACUCCAGCCACUCCUCACCAAUAUCGUGGAACUCCCAAGUACACACCCAACACCAACCGAUCCAUUCGUUAUGGUCCGGGUCCUUCGCAAGAUAACCAAGAGAAGUUCAACGCACUCCUUCUUGCAGGAUCUGUCCUUAGCCAGGAGAAUAACAGUGCGCCAUCUACUCCCACUGUUGCUCGCCGUCCUGACCCUCGCACCCCAAACAGACAUAACAGAGGCGUCCAAUCGCUCUCCUCCUUCCCCACUACUCCUGGAUCAGCCAGACCAGUAGCCCACCCUUCCGGUCUCCUCCCUUCAGCUCAAUUCUCUCCUCACGCCGAAGCCCGCGUUGCCUCGAACCUAAGUCAACAUGUUUCGCAACACUCCCGUGAGCGUCGUCGCAAGUCCCGUGAUAGCACCAUCUCCGUCUCCGAUAACGAGGAUGUCGCCCAUUCCGGAGCCAAUUAUCGAGAGGAGAGCGAGGAAGUCCAAGAGAGUCAAGCUAGCCAGAGUGCUACGGAGAUGUUGCGUGCCGACCCUCGCGAGUCUUUUGAGGUUGCUGCUUCUCGUACCCAUACUCCUAUCCCAGCCGACAAGCACUUCCACCAAGCUAAGUUGUACGCUCCCGUCACCAAGCGCAAGCUGGACCACGAUCACAACGAACCUAUCAAGAAGAUGCGUAUAGAGGGUGUAGGUCUGGGAAUUGGGUUUGACACCGGUCGUUUGUGAUUAUCUGGAAUUCAAUGGAAUGAUUGUAUGAUAAGAUUGAUGAUAGGUGAAUAUCUCGAUGGAGUUCGACACAAGUUUGAGAAGUCUCCUGAUAUGGCAAGCAUGCAAGCAAGCAAGCAAGGGAUCAAAUCAUUCAUGGAUUUUUUUUAUUAACAACACAGCUGUAUCAUAGUUUUGGAAGGUGCUCCCCCAGCUCAGCUCAGCUUAGUUUAGCUUAGGUGCUUUUCUACUCUGUUCAGUCAGUUAACUGGCAAGUCAGCUUAGCUUAGCUUACUUAGUCUACUUAAUCUACUCAUUUCAAUUCAAUUCAUGUGGAAGCAAGCCUACCUAGCUUCUAGUUUAGAAAUUGAAAUUGAAUCUUUUCAGAGCUGUAUUUUGUUCAGUGCUUCCUUCAGAUAUGCUUUUGAGUCUUACGCGCACGUCGGCAGGUAUUGAGAGCUAAGGUAGCUAUAAUCUAAGUUGCUCUGGCUGAUCUAUGUUACAGCCAAGCCAUCUGUCCAUACAUUCAGGUAAGGCAUUGGACUUCGAUAGAUUGCAUGUGACUUCACAUGGAAGGAAAUACAAAGUAAUAUUUCUUGCCGGGAAUUUGUACUCCCUGUUGCCUGUUGUUCGUACUGCAUUUAUAGAAGGGAUGACGACAGCUUUCGGUUCUCUGGCGAGGGAGGUAAGUGGCAAGUAGAUAUGUUACGCGAGGUUCGCGAUCAAAACAUGGCACCCUUAUUUUGCUUUUAAAAACA